Molecule: messenger RNA, 2414 nt
Organism: Passer montanus (Eurasian tree sparrow)
Lineage: Eukaryota; Metazoa; Chordata; Aves; Passeriformes; Passeridae
Gene: CAPN9
Product: calpain 9
Exons: 20
Coding region: 38-2110 (690 amino acids)
Biological process (GO): proteolysis
Cellular component (GO): cytoplasm
Molecular function (GO): calcium ion binding; calcium-dependent cysteine-type endopeptidase activity
Source: RefSeq, a predicted model, not a curated record
CUUGCCUCGCCGGCUCUCCGGGCCGGUGGCGGCAGACAUGCCGUGCCUGCUCCAGGGCUCGAAGCCGCGGCCGGCUGCGCAUCCCGGGGCUGCCCGCGGCACGCACAGCUCGGGGAAGGGCUACGAGCAGCUGAGGCAGGAGUGCCUGCGCACCGGCGUCCUCUUUGAGGACCCCGACUUCCCCGCCUGCAAUUCGUCUCUCUUCUUCAGUGAGAACCCACCCAUUCCCUUCGUCUGGAAGCGGCCUGGGGACAUUGUCAAAGACCCCAAGUUUAUCCUUGGAGGAGCCACCAGAACUGACAUUUGUCAAGGGGAUCUUGGUGAUUGCUGGCUUUUAGCAGCUAUAGCUUCUCUCACACUGAAUGAAAAAACACUAGCACGAGUGGUGCCACUGGAUCAAAAUUUUGGGCCAGAUUAUGCUGGAAUAUUUCACUUCCAGUUUUGGCAGCACAACGAGUGGCUGGAUGUCGUGAUUGAUGACCGAUUGCCCACCUUCAAGGGCCGGCUGGUUUUCCUGCACUCAGCUGAACUGAAUGAAUUUUGGAGUGCCUUACUAGAGAAAGCCUAUGCCAAGUUGAAUGGCAGCUACGAGUCUCUGAAGGGUGGCAGUACAAUAGAGGCCAUGGAAGAUUUCACUGGGGGUAUAGGAGAAACGUAUGAUGUUAAGGAGGCUCCUGACAAUUUCUAUGAAAUCCUAGGAAAAGCCCUGAAAAGAUGCUCAAUGGUGGGCUGUUCUAUUGAUACCAGCAGUGCUGCUGAGUCAGAAGCCCGAACCCCGUUUGGCCUCGUGAAAGGCCAUGCGUACUCUGUGACUGGCAUUGAGGAGGUGAGCUAUAGGGGCCAGCAAGUGCAGCUCAUAAGGAUAAGGAACCCAUGGGGACAGGUGGAGUGGAACGGCCCUUGGAGUGACAACUCUGCAGAGUGGCGCUCAGUCAGCCCAUCGGAGCAGAGACGCCUGUCUCAGGCAGCACGGGAUGAUGGAGAGUUCUGGAUGAAGUUUGAAGACUUCAAAGUGCAUUUUGACAAAGUUGAGAUUUGCAACCUGACUCCAGAUGCCCUGGAAGACAGCACAGCCCACAAAUGGGAAGUGGCCGUCCACCAAGGAAGCUGGGUCCGGGGAGCUACCGCAGGAGGAUGUAGAAAUUUCCUAGAGACUUUCUGGACAAAUCCACAAAUCAAGCUGCAUUUGACUGAGCAGGACGAUGGACAAGAUGGCUGCACAUUCAUAGCAGCCCUGAUGCAAAAGGGUCGCCGUAAACUCAAGAAGCUUGGAGCUGAAAUGCUGACCAUUGGCUACUCUAUUUAUGAGAGCCCUGGCAGAGAUGGACACUUGGGCAAAGACUUCUUCAGGUACCACCCCUCCAAGGCCAGGAGCAAAACCUACAUAAAUCUAAGGGAAGUAUCCCACCGAUUCAAGCUGCCACCAGGUGAUUACAUUCUUAUUCCAACCACCUUUGAGCCACACCAGGAGGCAGAUUUCUGCCUGAGGAUCUUCUCUGAGAAGAAGGCCAUCACUGAGGAUCUAGACGAAAACGUUGCCAUUGAUCUUCCCGAGCCUCUACAUCCAACCCCAAGCCCACAAGAAACUGAAGAAGAAAAGCAAUUCCGGGCACUGUUUGAGCAGAUUGCAGGAGAGGACAUGAAGAUAUCUGCAGAAGAGCUUGAAUAUGUUCUGAAUGCUGUAUUAAAAAAAACAAAGAAUAUAAAAUUCAAGAACUUAAGUCUCAUUUCAUGCCGAAAUAUCAUUUCUCUUAUGGGUACCAAUGGCUACGGGAAGCUGGAAUUCAGUGAGUUCAAAGUUUUCUGGGAAAAACUGAAGAAAUGGAUAAAUAUCUUUCUUCAAUUUGACUUUGAUAAAUCUGGCUCCAUGUCCUCUUAUGAGCUUCGUGGUGCUCUUAAAGCUGCAGGAUACCAGCUCAACAAUUACCUGCUGCAACUGAUUGUCCUCCGAUACUCUGAUGAGCAGUUCCAGAUUGAAUUUGAUGAUUUUCUGAACUGCCUAAUACGCCUGGAGAAUGCGAGUCGAGUAUUCCAAGCACUGAGUGUGAAAAACAAGGAGUUCAUUAACCUGAAUAUAGGCGAGUUUAUCAGUCUGGGAAUGAACAUCUGAAGAAAUCUGAUUUGGAUGCCAGGAGUUUCUUGCAACUUUGCUGCCAAGACUUUUUUCCCAAGAGCUGAGGUCCCCUUCACAUGCAAACUUCACCAGGAGAUUUCCUGCAGAAACAUGCAUGCUACCCCCACUUUCUGUUCUCCAGCCCUGUGGAUGAAUUCAAGUGUCAGAUCAUGUGUUUUUGGUAAAGCCUGAUACUGGAUUUGUCACUGAGCAUUUGGAUGGGGCACAUAUGCCUCUCAAGCAGUCUGAAACUGUUGUUCCUGAGUGACCACAGGUUUUUAUGAAAUAGGAUUGUGUUUAG